UUUGUGCCCCACCACGGCAAGGCAGGGGAGGGAUCCCGUCCGCGUCCAUUCGCCGCCCGAGGGAAGGGAAGGGGGAAGGGAAGGGAAGAGCAGCGAGCGACGCAGGCAUCGGCUCGGCCCGCCGCCGCACCGCCCUCGUCCACCGCCGAUCCGAUCGCCGAUUGCUUUCUGCCGCCUCGCCUCACCGCGCGGCAAUAUUUGGAACCCUCGCCGCCGAUCACCUCAUGCCGUACCACUGACCGAUCCGGUCCCCGCCCCCGCCCCCGCCCCCGCAGUCGCAAUCUCCGCCUUUCGUCUAUCGCCCCUGGGAGCGCUACCGGCCGAUCGGAUUAGGGUGAGGACGAUGGCUACCAGCGCCGACCUGCAUGCUGCCGUCGCGGGCGCGGGGACGCCCCCUUCCGAUAGCCCCCCGGCCGCAAAGAAGGCGGGGGCCGCCGCCGCUGCCGCCUGGAAGCGCCCGGGGAGCGCCACGGUGCCGGCCGUGGUUGCGGUUGGAAACCCCAUCAUGGACGCGGACUCCUGGCCUGCGCUACCCGGGCUGGCGUCUCCCCCGCCGCCGGCUGCGGCGGCGGUGGCCAAGGCGUCGCCGAAGGCCACUCCUCCCCCAUCCACUGGGGCGGUGAUCUCGCCGGUCUCUUUGGGCAAUUCCGGCGCAUCGGAUGCUAACCCUGAAAAUGAGGCUCCUGUGCGCAAUCCUGGGGCCCGCCGUGCCCUGGUGAUGCCUGCUGGGGAUGGACUGGAGAAGAGUGCCGCUGCCCCAGAGCUGUCGCCUGUGUAUGUGCCAAAUGUCCAGAGCAAUGGUGGUUAUCAUUAUCAGAAUGGGCGUUUUGGUAACCAUCCCCAUGGCAGAGGUGGUGGCUAUGGUGGGGGGAACAGGAGGGGUAAUGCCGGAGGUGGGGGACGACGUGGGCAGGAAAACCAUGGGAGUUUUGAUGGACCAAGGCGCGGUGGUGGUCGCAGAGAUGGGCAUGGACAAACUCACCAGCAGCGUGGCCACCAGCCAUCGUAUAUUAGGGCUCCUCAUCUGGCUGUUGUACCAGCAACACCUCCGCCUCCGCCACCAUUUGUUAGCCCUGCUACUCAGUCACCGCAUUAUGGGGCGCCUAUGGGUUUCCCUGCAGAAAUGGCACCACAUGUUUACUAUUUCCCGGCUCACCCCUCGGAAGGCGUUCAAGUCCUGCCUUUUGUGCCUCAUCCGACAAGCCCUCAAACUAUUUUAAUUGACCCUAUUCGAAAGGAGCUUCUGGUGCAGAUAGAUUACUACUUUAGUGAUGACAAUUUGUGCAAGGACCCAUUCUUGCGACAGAAUAUGGAUGACCAGGGUUGGGUGCCAUUAUCACUUAUCGCUGGCUUUCGCAAGGUCCGAAAGCUGACUAAUAAUAUACAGUUCAUAUUGGAAACAGUCCAGCUAUCUAACGUUGUGGAAGUACAGGGUGAUAAAAUACGGAGGCGUGGAACAUGGGAGAGUUGGUUGCUUCCAAAAGCAAGUUAUGUUGCUGGCUGUUCUUCUGGUUCAUCGUUCCCUGUGACAUCUAACAUUGAUUCACUGGCAUCUCAGUUUAAGUCUGUUAGACUUGAGGGGGCAACUUACCACACUAGCAUGCAAGGAAUGCCCGGUGAAGCUCACCUGACUAGAUCAACCACCUCAAUUAGUCUGGGUUAUCAUGUACCAACCUUGGGGGGACUACACAACACUACGAGUGGACCACCUUUUGAGCAGAAGGUAGCAAGGAAUUUACUCAGGAGCGAUACCUUUUAAGGUCAUACACAAGAAAUAUGAAGUACAGUGGCAGGCCGAAUUUUCAUGGUGACGGCGCAGACCUUAUCUACUUGAAUGAGUUAAGACACAAUUGGCUAAAAAAACAAAAAAAAACAUAAUUAAAAAUGAGACAGAAAUACAUAAAAAUGAAUAAAAACGGAAAACAAAAAAAAAUGAAAAAAUGAAAAAGAAAAAGAGAGAGACAUAGGUAGCUAGGGUUUAUGUUGAAGCACUAUGAGUUAUUCGGAUAUUGGCUCUUUUUGUGUGAUGAGUUAUUCGGAACUGUUGAAAUUGGACGAGACUAUAUAAAAGUGGAUGGCAUUGUUACUGA
Molecule: messenger RNA, 2090 nt
Organism: Phragmites australis (common reed)
Lineage: Eukaryota; Viridiplantae; Streptophyta; Magnoliopsida; Poales; Poaceae
Product: la-related protein 1B-like
Exons: 6
Coding region: 344-1759 (471 amino acids)
Molecular function (GO): RNA binding
Source: RefSeq, a predicted model, not a curated record